Messenger RNA from Anneissia japonica, 1788 nucleotides. RefSeq lists its product as uncharacterized. The transcript is spliced from 2 exons. The record is from RefSeq and is a predicted model, not a curated record. The coding region runs from base 1 to 1788 and encodes 595 amino acids. NCBI's taxonomy places the organism in Eukaryota, Metazoa, Echinodermata, Crinoidea, Comatulida, Comatulidae.
AUGGGUGCAGAGUGCAGGAAGGUUUUAAGAAAUCUUAACCUAACUGAAGAAGAUUCCAAAGAUCCAGACAAAAUACUCCAGGCCUUAGAUGACCAGUUCCUUAAACAAAAUAAUAUCUUGUUUGAACGAUACAAAUUCUAUAAUGCUGUUCAACAACAGAACGAAAGUAUUGAGCAGUAUGUUGAUCGAUUGCGUUACCUAGUUCGAACGUGCAAGUUAGAAGCGGUAGAAGAUGACAUGAUAAGAGACCGACUAGUCUUAGGAGCAAAGGAUAGUGCUGCUCGAGCCAGAAUCUUCAGACAGAAAGAAAUUGCAUCCUUAAAGGAUUCCAUAGCAGUCCUAAAAAUAAGUGAAUCUACAAAACAACAGAUCCAAUCAAUGUCAGUAGAAGAUCAAAGCGCAGUAAAUUAUGUGAAGCACAAAAACAAGCAUAAUCCAAAAAAAUUCACUUAUCAAAAAGGUACGUCGUCAAAGCCUGUGAUCAAAAAUUGCCAAGCGUGUGGAAACACCCACGAACGACGCAAGUGCAAAGCCUAUGGAACAAAAUGCACAAAAUGCGGAAAAAUGAACCAUUUUCCGUCUGUGUGUAGAAAUACUAAGCAAGCCACACACAGCAAACAGAGACGUACACCUCGAACGCAUCAAGUUGAAGAAGAUGAAGAUUCAUCAUCAGAAUCAAACUUUCAUUUAGAGAGUGUAGAAGCUGUCAACAACAUUGGUGACAAGAAGCUGAUGUUAAUGCUCCAAGUAGAAACUUUAUCAGGUACAUCCGCAAAUAUUGAAUGCGAAAUAGACACAGGAGCAUCCUGCUGUAUAAUGUCUCAGGAUGACCUUGAUAAGAUAGAAAUGAACAUGAAAUUAAUGCAUUCCAGUACCAAACUGAAGAUGUACAAUGACCAAAAGGUAAAGGUGCAUGGUGAAGUAGAGCUAAAAUGCCUAUAUAAAGGAAAUGAAUACAAGCUUCCAUUCAAAAUAAUGCACACAACACAAGCACCAUUACUUUCUAGAGCUAAAGCACUAGAAAUGGGCUUAAUAACAGUGGCAGAAGACAUCCAUCAGACUACAGUUCAAGAUAGUAUCAAGAGCAUACUAGAUACAUAUAGCGAUGUUUUCGAAGGCCUUGGUUGCCUACCAGGUGAAUACGAGAUAACAAUAGAUGAAUCCAUACAACCAGUAAAAAACCAACCGAGAAGAGUUGCAGUUGCUAUUAAAGAUGAACUCAAAUGUAAACUACUAGACUUAGAACAAAGAGGUAUCAUUGAGAAGGUAACUGAACCUACGGAUUUGCUCAGUAGUAUGGUUGUUGUUAAAAAACCAGGAAAACUCAGGAUCUGUUUAGAUCCAAAACCACUGAACACAGCAAUAAAAAGAGCAAACUAUAUGAUGCCCACCGUUGAAGAUAUCUUACCAAAAUUAGCCAAAGCCAGAAUUUUCAGUGUCCUUGACGACAAGGAUGGAUUUUGGCAGGUUAAGCUAACAAAAAAAAGUAGUUUUUUAACUACAUUUGGAACACCAUUUGGGCGGUACAGAUACCACAGAAUGCCAUUUGGUAUAUCAACAGCACCUGAAGAAUUUCAGAGACGACAGCAUGAGAUAAGCGAAGAUUUACAUGGUGUUGCAGUCAUUGCUGAUGAUUAUCUAGUAUACGGAUGUGGAGAAACAGAUCAGGAAGCAAAGGACGACCAUAAUGCAAACCUAAGAGCAUUCCUAAAAAAGGCUAGACAAGUAAACUUAAAGCUAAACAGAAAGAAGGCCAGGAUGGGCUUCGACCAGAUCCAGAGAAAAUAA